UCUUUUUAUAACCACUAUUAUUGCAUUGGUUCCCAUAUGAGUAAAAUAAGUUGGUGGAUUGACUAUAUUUGUUGGUUGAUUUCUGAAAAUAUAUAUGAACAACAAUUACUAUCACAAACUUACUUUUCUGCUGUUUUACUUACAUUAACAUGGCUGAAUUGUUUGUCUUUGAUGUUGCUGAUUCACUGCUUGGGAAGCUUGCUUCAUAUGCUUACGAAGAAGCUUCUCGAGCCUAUGGUGUGUAUGAAGAUCUACAAGAGUUCAAAGAUACUUUGUCAAUAGUUAGAGGUUUGUUGUUAGACGCAGAGGAGAAGAAGAACCAACAACAUGCCAUCCGUGACUGGCUAAGGCAGAUUCAAAGCAUCUGCUCCGAUGCUGAAGAUGUAUUAGAUGGAUUUGAGUUACAAGACAAACGGAAGCAAGUUGUGGAAGCUUCUGGCAGCACAAGUAUGAAGGUACGCCACUUCUUUUCAUCCUCUAAUCCAUUCGCUUUCCGUUUUAAGAUGGCACAACAAAUCAAAGAUAUUAGGGAAAGAUUGGAUAAGGUAGCAUCUAAUGGGACCAAGUUUGGACUUACAACCAUCAACGUUAGUCCAGGACUUGUUGUCCAAAGGAGAGAAAUGACUUAUCCCGAUGUUGAUGCUUCAAGUGUCAUAGGAAGAGAGAGUGACAGGGAAGAAAUUAUCAAGCUGUUGAUGCAACCACAUCCUCAAGGUGAUGGUGUUGGUGAUAAAAGUAUGUGUGUUAUUCCCAUUGUGGGAAUUGGAGGGUUGGGGAAAACCACACUUGCAAAGUUGGUGUUCAAUGACAAGAGGGUGGAUUUCCAUUUGAAGAUGUGGGUGUGUGUCUCCAAUGCUUUUGACAUCAAGCAGAUAAUUAUUAAUAUCAUAAACUCUAUUUCUGCUUCAGCCCCAACUCUUACUUUUUCUCACCAAGAAAACAUUAACAACUUAGAUAUGGUGCAGCUUGUAAGUCGUCUGAGAUCUAAACUUUCUGGUCAGAAGUUUUUACUCGUGUUAGAUGACAUGUGGAUGGAUGAUCGUGCAAAAUGGAUUGAGUUGAAAGAUUUGAUAAAAGUUGGGGCACCGGGAAGCAAAGUUAUGGUGACAACACGUAGCAAUUCAAUUGCUUCACUGAUGGGCACUAUUCCCUCGUAUGUUUUACAUGGUCUUUCUAUGGAUAAUAGUUUGGCUUUGUUCGUUAAAUCAGCAUUUGAGGAAGGCGAAGAAGAAAAAUUUCCUAAUCUAGUGGAGAUUGCAAACGAAAUUGUGAAAAAAUGUCUAGGAGUUCCACUAGCUGUGAAAACAUUAGGAAGUUCUCUAUAUUCAAAAUUUGAUUUAACUAAGUGGGAAUUCGUAAGAGAUUCAGAAAUAUGGAAUUUAGAACAAAAGCAAGAUGAUAUUUUACCUGCACUAAAAUUAAGCUAUGAUCAAAUGCCAUCCUAUUUGAGACACUGUUUUGCUUAUUUUUCCCUAUAUCCCAAAGGUUAUAGCUUCGGUGUGAAUAGUAUGCUUAAAAUUUGGAUAGCCCUAGGAUUAGUGGAAUCCCGUAAUGGAAGUGAAAAUCUGGAGAAUAUUGCUAGAGAAUAUAUAGAUGAAUUCCAUUCAAGGUCAUUUCUUCUAGAUUACGCGGAUCAAGGCCAGCUUUUCAGUUUCAAAUUACAUGAUUUGGUGCAUGAUCUUGCAUUGUAUGUUGCAAAGUAUGAGUGUGUUCUAGUACAGUCCCAUACUCGAAAUAUACCCAACCAAGUGAGGCAUGUGUCAAUUGUUGAAAAGGAUUCACUUGAUCUUGCUCUGAUUUUAACGUCCAAACAAGUAAGAACUAUAUUGUUUCCCAUUCGUGGAAUGGGUCUUGACAGUGCUUCUCUUUUGGAAACAUGGGUAUCAAGAUACAAAUUCUUACGGAUUUUAGAUUUAAGUGAUUCUUCGAUAGAUAUUAUACCUGAUUCAAUUGCUAAAUUAGAGCACCUGCGCACUCUCGAUCUAUCUAAUAACAGCAAAAUCAAAAGACUUCCCAAUUCUAUUUGCAGGCUCCAAAAUUUGCAAGUCUUGUUACUUUCUGGAUGUAUGGAGCUUAAAACACUACCUAAAGGAUUAGGGAACCUGGUCAGCCUUCGAAAACUGUCUAUAACGACAAAACAAUAUGUUCUUUCACAAAAUGAAUUUGCAAGCUUCAACUAUCUUCAAACUUUGGAUUUUUAUUGUUGUGAAAAUUUGAAAAUUUUGUUCGAUGGGGCACACCAACUCACUUUCCUUGAAACAUUGAUUGUUCAAUCAUGUGGAAGCUUGGAGUCCUUACCUCUUUAUUGUUUCCCUAAAUUACAGACUUUGUACCUUAGAGACUGUAAGAUGUUAGAUAUGUCGUUGAACAACGAAAAUCCAAUUCAAAAAUUGAAGAUGAAACAUCUGUAUCUUGGUGAAUUUCCAAGGCUUCUGACAUUGCCGAGAUGGAUCGUAGGUGCUGCAGACACGUUAGAGACCUUGUUAAUUGAUAACUUUCCUAAUCUUAAGAUGCUUCCUGAGUGUCUCACAACAAUGACUCAUCUUAAGAUGCUUGGUAUCCGUCUCUGUACUCAAUUGUUAACUCUUCCAAUUGACAUUCAUAGCCUCACUGCACUUGAAGAAUUGCUCAUAUAUGGUUGUCAUGAAUUGGGCAUAAAAUGUCAGCCUCAAAUUGGUGAAUACUGGUCCAUGAUUGCUCACAUCAAGCACAUAUCCAUUGAUAACCACUUUGAAGGUUUUCAUUACUUACAGGAUAAGGUGUACAAUAUGAUGAGGCUGGAGUGGAAAAGGAAUAUGUUGCUUGAAGGGAGACAGAAAAUGAAUUGUUUGAUGCAGAUGGAGAAGAAGAAUGUAAACAUGAAACUUUAGAUUAUGUAAAUUUGGAAUGAUUUCAAUAAGGACUAUCUUUAUAUAGUUUUUAAUGUAUUUUGUUGUUUAUGAUGAAUCAUUGUUCUUCCUCUGCACUCUUUUUCCCUUCAUCAAGGUUUUAUCCAACUGGGUUUUCCUUGGUAAGGUUUUUAAUGAGGCAGAGGAAUUCUUA
Messenger RNA from Trifolium pratense (red clover), 3042 nucleotides. Its product is annotated as putative disease resistance protein RGA3. The transcript has 2 exons. Gene Ontology annotation, biological process: defense response to other organism. The record is from RefSeq and is a predicted model, not a curated record. NCBI's taxonomy places the organism in Eukaryota, Viridiplantae, Streptophyta, Magnoliopsida, Fabales, Fabaceae. Gene Ontology annotation, molecular function: ADP binding; protein binding. Bases 150 to 2870 code for a protein of 906 amino acids.